Molecule: messenger RNA, 2254 nt
Organism: Tachysurus fulvidraco (yellow catfish)
Lineage: Eukaryota; Metazoa; Chordata; Actinopteri; Siluriformes; Bagridae
Exons: 12
Coding region: 196-1560 (454 amino acids)
Molecular function (GO): GTPase activity; GTP binding
Source: RefSeq, a predicted model, not a curated record
AAUCAGAAGAUAACUACAAAUCCCAGACGACUUCGCGAGCGUCGGUUGACGUGGCCGGCGCUGUUAAGCAUACCGGGCCGAUUUAAAUUCAGUUCAGCCGUUAAGUACUCGUCCUUCUCGGGUUCGUUUUUAACGGCUUUUGUAGUAUUUUUCCCUGAAGUUUUACAGUCUAAGUCUUUGUAGCUACGUCAGAAAAUGUCGGGAAAAACGUCUGGGAAAAUGAAGAGCAGAAACGCAGCAAACGCGGACUCGGUGUCGGGCAGCGUGUCCUGCGAUGAGCGGAUCCUCAAAGACUGCCAUCAGAUGUACACCGAUACAGCCAGCGGAUUAAUAGCGAUUGCUGAGUCUGUUGGUGUGACUCUGCUGCCUCCCAGGAAGAAGAUCACUGUGAUGCUGAUGGGAAAUCACUCAGCUGGAAAAAGCUCCUUUAUCAACUGGUAUAUCGAGGAGCACAUCCAAAGGACAGGAGUCGCGAUAGAGACACAGGGCUUCACCUUUGUUACUAGUGGGCGUAAGAGGGAGUCGCUGACGGGAAAUGCAACGCUCCACCUGUAUCCUCACUUCAAACCACUUCAAGAGUUUAAAGGCGUGUCUGAAUACGUUGGCACCGAGAUCUGCACUUCUCGGCAGAAGCGUUUCAGUUUGGUGACUUUUGUGGACACUCCUGGACUGGUGGAUGGAGAUAUGAAGUAUCCCUUCGAUGUGGACCAGGCCGUCCUUUGGCUAGGUGAUGUGUGCGAUUUGAUCCUGGUCUUCUUCGACCCCAUGGGACAGGCUCUGUGCAAACGCACACUUAACAUCGUGGAGCAACUCAACGAAAAGCAGGGAGAUCGACUCCGUUUUUUUCUCAGCAAAGCUGACGAAGCUGGAGGAGAGUCAGACAGACAGAGAGUGAUGAUGCAGAUUGUGCAGGAGUUGUGUAAACGUCCAGGACUUAACAAGUGUGGCUUUGACAUGCCUACAAUCUACAUCCCCAAUCCCAACAAGCCUAGUCGAUGUGUCAAUCAGAUUGAGGAAGUGUGUCGCACCAUAGAGAAGACCAUAAACCAAACUGUGCAGAACACUCUGAACACACUGGAGAAAGACUGUGAGCUGAUCUGCGAGGCUGUUACUGAUACGCUCGACAACGACCGGCAGUGCAGUGUGAAGAACAGGCGUGCUCGCUGUAAGAGCUGUCUCUUGAGCCUUCUGGGCUUCAGUGUGCCGUUACUGCUGCUCUUUGUUCUGGUACUCGGAAGUCUGUCAAGGGAAAUGCUGGAGAUAGCACUGGGUGCUAAGGGCACUGAGACACUCUCUCUCUAUCUGGCUCCAGUAGUGAAGGUGUCUGAAUCUCUGUCUGUGGAGACACAGCUGUAUGUUUGUGGUGGCCUUGUCCUGCUCUCUUUCCUCCUUCUUAUCCUCGCUCGCUUCUCUUCCCGAACCAUGCCAACUCUGUCUGGAAAACAAAAAAGGCAGUUGCAGGAAAAACUGGAGUAUGUUCAGGACGUGGUGAAAUCUAAAAAGAAGAAGCUGUAUGAGGAGUACCUGCGGCAGAGUGUUGGUGAUCAGGAUAUGGACUAGAUUAUUAUUUUUUUUUUUUUUGGUUGAAGAUCUACUGGAGUAACGAACGGAAAGAGCAAUGAACAAAUAGCAGGGAGGAUCUUAAUAACCACUAAACGUUCCUGCAUUUUAGAACAACAAAGGUCAUGUAGACUCAAGCUUUCUAGGAUCACCUUCCAGAAGAUACACACCAGCAUGUUUCAACAUUGAUGGGUAAAAGUAAAUUUAUCAACUAUUUAUGAGGAGAGGAAAACAUUAUUAAUGUCAACACAAUGUGUUGAGGGUUACUGUUAUGGCACGCACUUUGAACUUGUCCCAACCAAGGCACACACACUUCAGUUUUUCUAAAAAUGGAAUCUUGUCACCUGCCAAUUUCACUCCACUACAACCUUAGUGCUUUGCAUCAUGUGAGUUGAACUUAAUGCCUUGCACUGCUUUUAUGUGCAUCAUGUUAUGUAUCAGGUGUUUUUUAAGACUAUUUGAUUCCAGCAUGAAGCUUAUAAAACGCACACCUCACUUCAUCACUGUACGAUUUUAACACGAUGAAAUAGUGCUUAUUUGAUGUUUAUAAGUACCAUUUACAAAAUAAGCUUACACAAAAGCCAUACAAGGACAGGAAUUUUACUAAACAAGAAGGAACCAUGUUUGUAUGCCUUUGUCAUUUUUACUGUUUUCUUAUUGUAGCGCUCAUAAUAAAGUACAAUAUACAAUCUGA